Acomys russatus (golden spiny mouse) is the source of this 623-nucleotide messenger RNA. Its product is annotated as guanylate-binding protein 1-like. The coding region runs from base 126 to 623 and encodes 165 amino acids. NCBI's taxonomy places the organism in Eukaryota, Metazoa, Chordata, Mammalia, Rodentia, Muridae. The record is from RefSeq and is a predicted model, not a curated record. The transcript is spliced from 3 exons. Gene Ontology annotation, molecular function: GTP binding; GTPase activity.
ACUAGCCUCAGAUAGUCCGGUAGAUUCCCAUCAGGCUGUGCAUGCCACUACUGCACCCUUAGGAUUACAAGGCCAUGCUGGUCACAGUCCAUGUCACUGUGUUGAGUUCUUCUAACUGAUUCAGAAUGUGUUCCCAUUUUGUCUCUUCCUGCAAACAUAAGGGUACUCUGGAAAUGGCCUCAGAAAUCUACAUGCCAGGCCCAGUGUGCCUCAUUGAGAACUCUAGUAAGAAGCUGGUGGCCAACCAGGAAGCACUGGAGAUCCUGUCUGCCGUCAAGCAGCCUGUGGUGGUGGUGGCAAUCGUGGGCCUCUACCACAGAGGCAAAUCCUACCUGAUGAAUAAGAUGGCUGGGGAGCAGAAGAGCUUCUCUCUGGGCUGCACAGUGCAGUCUCACACCAACAGGAUCUGGAUGUGGUAUGUGCCUCACCACAGGAAGCCAGACCACACCCUAGUUCUUCUUGACACCAACGGCCUUGGAGACAUAGAGGAGGGAGACAACCAGAAUGACUGCUGGAUCUUCACCUUGGCAGUCCUCCUCAGCAGCACCUUCAUCUACAACAGCAUAGGAACCAUCAACCAGCAGGCCAUGGACCAACUGCAGUAUCCUUUUGGUGCAGUCUAG